AUGCCCGCUACGACUGCACUCCUCGCUGUACUGGCGGCGUUGGUGCCGACCACCUUGGCCCAGGCAAAUACAAGCUAUAUCGACUACAACACGGAGCCCCAGCCAAGCCUCGAUUCCCAAACGCUUGGAAAGGUCAAUCUCGGAUUCCCCGAUUGCACCAACGGACCCCUGAGCAAUACUCUAGUGUGCGACACCUCUGCUCGUCCUCAUGAUCGAGCCGCCGCUCUCGUGUCGCUGUUUACAUUUGAAGAGCUGGUAAAUAGCACGGGAAAUACCAUCGCUGCCAUCCCCCGUCUGGGACUCCCGGCCUACGAAGUAUGGAGUGAAGCGUUACAUGGAUUGGAUCGCGGGAACUUCACCAAAUCUGGCGAUUAUAGCUGGGCCACAUCUUUCCCGUCUCCAAUUCUCUCCAUGGCAGCCCUGAACCGGACGUUGAUCAAUCAAAUCGGUGGGAUCAUCUCGACGCAAGCGAGAGCAUUCAAUAACAUUGGCCGAUUUGGUCUCGAUGUCUAUGCUCCCAACAUCAACUCUUUCCGCCACCCAGUGUGGGGUCGCGGCCAAGAGACCCCAGGUGAAGAUGCAUACUGCUUGUGUUCGGUAUACGCCUACGAGUACAUCACCGGUAUCCAGGGUGGUGUGGACCCCGAGCAUCUGAAAUUGGUGGCUACCGCUAAGCACUAUGCUGGCUACGACAUUGAGAACUGGGAUGACCAUUCCCGGCUUGGAAAUGACAUGAACAUCACUCAGCAGGAUCUAGCAGAGUAUUUCACCCCUCAAUUCCUGACUGCAGUUCGGGAUGCUCGAGUGCACAGUGUCAUGUCCUCGUAUAAUGCCGUCAACGGUGUUCCUAGCUCCGCCAACUCCUUCUUACUUCAAACACUUCUUCGUGAUACCUGGGGCUUUGUGGAGGAUGGGUAUGUCUCAUCUGACUGCGAUGCUGUGUACAAUGUUUGGAACCCUCACGAGUAUGCCGCAAACAUCUCGAGUGCUGCGGCAGAUUCUAUGAGAGCCGGAACGGACGUUGAUUGUGGAACAUCCUACCAGUAUCACUUGAACGAGUCUUUCUUCCAGGGCGAGAUUUCGCGCAGUGAGAUCGAGCGUGGCGUGAUCAGACUCUACUCCAAUCUCGCUAGCCUUGGGUACUUUGAUGGCAAUAACAGCCAGUACCGCGACCUCACUUGGUCCGAUGUUGUCACCACCAAUGCAUGGAAUAUCUCGUAUGAGGCCGCAGUGGAGGGUAUCGUCCUUCUCAAGAACGAUGGCACCUUGCCUCUGUCUAAGAAGACUAGCAGUGUCGCUUUGAUCGGCCCCUGGGCCAAAGCUACCACACAGCUGCAGGGCAACUAUUACGGAGCCGCUCCUUACCUUAUCAGCCCACUGAAUGCACUCAAGGCGUCAAAAAUGGACGUUACCUAUGCUCUUGGUACAAACAUCUCCUCCACUUCGACUGAAGGGUUUGCAGAUGCGAUCUCUGCGGCGAAGAAAUCUGAUGUGAUCGUUUUCGCCGGUGGUAUCGACAACACGAUCGAGGCGGAGGGAAUGGACCGACAGAACAUCACAUGGCCGGGUAAUCAGCUUCAGCUCAUCAAGGAGUUGGGUGGUCUUGGAAAGCCAUUGAUCGUGCUUCAGAUGGGCGGUGGUCAGGUUGAUUCUUCAUCCUUGAAAACUAACAAGAACGUCAACGCUCUCAUCUGGGGUGGGUAUCCCGGCCAAUCUGGUGGCCAAGCGCUUUUGGAUAUCAUCACUGGAAAGCGUGCUCCUGCUGGUCGCUUGACAACCACACAGUACCCAGCCGAGUAUGCACUGCAGUUCUCUGCCAUAGAUAUGAACAUGCGUCCUGCUGGCAAUAACCCAGGACAGACGUACAUGUGGUACACAGGAACACCAGUCUACGAAUUCGGUCACGGACUGUUCUAUACGACAUUCAAGACGUCCCUGUCUCGUGCCAAAGGCAGUGACGAUACGACUUCGUUUGACAUAGUCGAUCUCUUGUCCCGGUCUCACGAUGGUUACAAUGUGAUCGAGCAACUUCCAUUCCUCAACUUCACUGUCAGCGUCACCAACAGUGGUGGUGUUCUCUCGGAUUAUACCGCAAUGAUUUUCGCCAAUACAACUGCCGGUCCUAAGCCAUACCCCAACAAGUGGCUAGUUGGCUUUGACCGUCUCGGCUCUAUCAAGCCGCAUGCCUCUGAGGUGAUGACGAUUCCCGUCUCUCUUGACAACGUUGCUCGUACGGACUCGUUGGGCAACCGUGUUGUCUAUCCAGGAAAAUAUGAGCUGGCUUUGAACAACGAGCGCUCCGUUAUUCUGUCCUUUACGUUGACAGGCGACGAGACUGUUAUUUCAAAGUGGCCACUGGAUGAGCAGCAAAUUCCCCCAGCUUGA
This is a messenger RNA of Penicillium cataractarum, 2385 nucleotides long. RefSeq names its product beta-xylosidase XylA (gene xlnD). Gene Ontology annotation, molecular function: alpha-L-arabinofuranosidase activity; xylan 1,4-beta-xylosidase activity. Bases 1 to 2385 code for a protein of 794 amino acids. Gene Ontology annotation, biological process: arabinan catabolic process; xylan catabolic process. Gene Ontology annotation, cellular component: plant-type cell wall. Lineage: Eukaryota; Fungi; Ascomycota; Eurotiomycetes; Eurotiales; Aspergillaceae. The record is from RefSeq and is a predicted model, not a curated record. The transcript has a single exon.